AUGAAAGGCAAAGUGAAUGCGCUUGUGAACUUCACGUAUCAGUAUCUGAGUGCUCCUCUGCAAAUCACAGUCUGGGUUCCACGCCUACCUCUUCAGAUCGACAUUUCGGACACAGAACUGAGCCAAAUAAAAGGCUGGCGAGUCCCUGUUAUUUCCAACAGAAGACCCACCAGAGACAGUGAUGAUGAGGAUGACGAUGAGCGGAAAGGAAGAGGAUGCACUCUGCAGUACCAGCAUGCCAUGGUGCGAGUCCUCACACAAUUUGUAGCUGAGGAUUCUAGCCCUUGGGGCCAGCUGAGCUACCUGCUAGGCUCAGAUUGGCAGUUUGACAUUACAGACCUGGUGAUGGAUUUUAUGAAACUGGAGGAUCCGCACAUUGCCAAGCUGCAGGAAGGCAGGAUUUUGAUCGGACGGGAAGUAGGAAUGACAACGAUGCAGGUUUUGUCCCCUCUGUCUGACUCCAUCUUGGCAGAGAAGACGGUGACUGUGCUAGAUGACAAAGUGACCAUAACAGACCUUGGAGUCCAGCUGGUGGCUGGGCUUUCACUCUUUCUUCAGCCAAGCGUGGCAAGUAGUCGGGCUAUUGUGGCUACAACCGUUGCCCAAGAGCUGCUUCAUACUCCUAAGCAGGAGGCUGUAGUAAGCACCUGGAUUCAGUUCAGUGACAGCUCUGUUACUCCGCUGGACAUUUAUGACUCUAAGGACUUCUCUCUUUCUGCUGUAUCAUUAGACGAAGCUGUUGUCUCAGUCCACCAGAACGCUGCCUUAAAAUGGCCAGUUGUGGCAGCAGAAGGUGACGGUCAGGGCACGUUAAUCAAGGUGGACAUGAUGAUUUCGGAAGCCUGCCAAAAGUCCAAGAGAAAAAGUGUCCUGGCUGUGGGGAAUGGCAACAUCAAAGUCAAGUUUGGCCAGAAUGAUGCAGACUCCAAUACAGGUGGAGAUUAUGACGCUGAUGAGAUUGAAAACCAUGCUAGCGACCGGCGGCACAAAGUGUCAGAUCAGGAACGGUAUGGCCAGGAUGGACGAUACUAUGGUAGCUCUUCAGCAGAGCGAGAGGAAGGCGCCAUCAGGAAAGUCAGCACCACAGCAAAAUCCGUAAUAAGAAAUAAAGUAAUUAAAAACAAUAGGCUGGAUGACUUCACCAACUUCCCUGCUCAAGUAGACCUCCCAAAAGGCAGUGCAGGCAUGGAAGAAAAUGAUCUGGUGCAGACACCUAGGGGCCUUAGCGAUUUGGAGAUUGGGAUGUAUGCUCUGCUAGGGGUCUUCUGCCUGGCAAUUCUAGUCUUCCUAAUAAACUGUGCAACAUUUGCGCUGAAGUACCGUCACAAGCAGGUUCUGGUGGAAGGACAAGCCACCAUGACCCAUUCCCAUGACUGGGUCUGGCUGGGAAAUGAAGCAGAACUGCUGGAGAACACAGCAGAUGCAUCACCUCAGCAGGAUGAGCACACAACUAUUAUUGACCGAGGCUCAGGCUGUGAGGAGAGCAACCAGCUCCUCAAUGGCAGUGCUCAGAAGAACAUUCAGAGCCAGGUUCACAGGUGUGCUGACUCAGGGGGCAAGCUUGGAAAGGAACAGAAAUCUGAACCUUUACAUUCGCCGACAUCUAAACGGAAGCGGGUAAAAUUCACAACAUUCACUACCAUCCCACCCGACGAUGGUUGUCCUACUGUCAACUCAAUCCUAAGUAGCAAUGACGAUGACAUUAAGUGGGUGUGCCAGGAUAUGGACCUGGGGGACUCCAAGGAGAUACGAAACUACAUGGAGAAGUUCAAAGACAAAGUGUAG
Molecule: messenger RNA, 1785 nt
Organism: Opisthocomus hoazin
Lineage: Eukaryota; Metazoa; Chordata; Aves; Opisthocomiformes; Opisthocomidae
Source: RefSeq, a predicted model, not a curated record